AUGUGUAGCAAAGCGAUCCUAGCACUACUGGUCUAUGGGAUAAUAAUGCACUGCAGCGUCUACUGCUCACCUGCUGCUGGAUUUCAAUACCCUGCGCUAAGGAUUUCUCAGGAGGCACCGCCACAUGCGUCUGAAUUCUUGCCCUUUGCUUUCCGGGCUAGGCUGGAAGAUGAAGUGUAUGACGAGGAUGGAAACACUCUGCAGGAUUUCGCCUUUGACAACGACCCCCUUGGCAUAGCGAACCCUUCCUCCAUGAUAGACGACAUGUACACCCUGUACUACCCACCGGAAAAGAGGCACGCCGAUGGGAUAUUUAACAAAGCCUACAGGAGAGUCCUGGGUCAGCUAUCCGCUCGGAAAUACCUGCAUUCUUUGAUGGCCAAACGGGUGGGCGGUGCCAGCGGCCUGGAGGACGACUCGGAACCGCUCUCCAAACGGCACUCGGAUGGCAUCUUCACAGACAGCUACAGCCGCUACCGGAAACAAAUGGCUGUCAAGAAAUACUUGGCAGCGGUCCUGGGGAAAAGGUAUAAACAAAGAGUUAAAAACAAAGGACGCCGAGUAGCGUAUUUGUAGCGCUGAGUAACCCACCACUCCUGUGUAUACAGAGCCCCUAAAAAAAGAAAAACAAAAGUCAUUUCCAAAGUGACUGAACAAUCACCGCUCCUGUGUUAUC
Terrapene triunguis (Three-toed box turtle) is the source of this 676-nucleotide messenger RNA. It is a transcript of the gene ADCYAP1, whose product is annotated as adenylate cyclase activating polypeptide 1. Gene Ontology annotation, cellular component: neuron projection; extracellular region; perikaryon. Lineage: Eukaryota; Metazoa; Chordata; Testudines; Emydidae. Gene Ontology annotation, biological process: positive regulation of protein kinase activity; positive regulation of transcription by RNA polymerase II; regulation of protein localization. Gene Ontology annotation, molecular function: pituitary adenylate cyclase activating polypeptide activity; peptide hormone receptor binding; neuropeptide hormone activity. The transcript is spliced from 4 exons. Bases 1 to 576 code for a protein of 191 amino acids. The record is from RefSeq and is a predicted model, not a curated record.